AUGGCUGUGCCAGGAGCGGAGGAUGUCUACCUGACUCUACUACUAAACGACACCUACUUGCCCGGCGCAUUGGUCCUGGCGCAUUCCUUGCGAGAUGCCGGCACGACCAAGAAGCUCGGCGUCCUGGUCACCUUGGACUCGGUAGCGGCCGAAGCUAUAAGUCAGCUCAAGACCGUAUACGACUAUGUCAUCCCCGUGCCCCGAUUUCGGACUGCAUUCCCCGAGAAUCUGUCGCUCAUGAACCGCACCGACUUGCACUCGAGCUUCACCAAGAUCAACCUAUGGAAACAGGUCAAUUUCCGCAAAAUCGUCUACAUAGACGCCGACGUCAUCGCGUACCGCGCGCCCGAUGAGCUGUUUGACAUCCCACAUGCAUUCUCGGCAGCGCCAGAUAUUGGCUGGCCCGACAUUUUCAACACGGGUGUCAUGGUUCUCACACCCAACAUGGGUGACUAUUAUGCCCUGGCGGCCAUGGCCGAGCGGGGCAUAUCCUUUGAUGGAGCGGAUCAGGGUCUCCUGAACAUGCACUUCAAGAACGGCUUUAAUCGUCUUAGUUUCACCUACAAUGUUACGCCGUCUAGCCACUACCAGUAUGUGCCUGCCUACCGUCACUUCCAGUCCAGCAUCAACAUGGUCCACUUCAUUGGCCCUGAGAAACCGUGGUUUCAGGGACGGUACGCCAGCACUGGGAGCGGUCCUUAUGAUGAGAUGAUUGGCCGGUGGUGGGCUGUAUAUGACAGACAUUAUCGAGUUGCUUCACCGGGAAUCACGCCUUCCCAGUCAACGUCGGAGCUGGUACAAUAUUUGACCAAGGGCGAAUACCAACCCCCCAAGCCCCAAGUUGUCCACGUCGAGCACGUUGAAAGAACUGGUGAGCCCUAUAGUGAACACGACGGCGACGAAUCGCAACAGCAUGGCUUUCAUCAUGAUCCAGACCACCCCGAACAUCGGGGCGAACACCAAAGUCAACAGUAUUUGGAGCAUCAUGUAGAAGCUCAGCCUGGAGCCACCGCCCAGCCACACGAGCAAUUUCCUAGCGCAUCGUCCUUAAGUAGUUCUAUUGAGGGAACUGAAGCUGAGGCUCGCAAAGAGCAGGUUCCUGAACCGCAUCGCCAUGAGGCAGCGCCACCCCCUCCCGAGCAGCGGAAGCCUGAGCCACCCCCUGUCACCUUCGCUCAAUGGGACGCUCAAAGACAUCCUCCCCCGGCGGACUCUAAACCGGAAGCUGCGAAUUUCCCUGCUACGAUAUAUCAGAUGUCACAAGAUCCUGCCCCGUUCGUCCCUCCCGAACGAUACCCAAGCCCUCCCAAGAACAUGUGGUACGAGCCGCCGAAAGAACCACCCGCUCACCGCACGCAGAGGCCAAAGUUGCUUUUCCCCUGGGAAACCAAUCAACCGCAGCCUACUCGUGUCUUUGCCGAUGAGACUUCUCGAACGAAAGAAGCAGCUGAGUCAGAGGCGUCAAGUACGCCUACGGGUGAGCCAUCGGCUCUUGUCCCUUCUGAACCUCGGCAGUCGACUGAGUCCUCAAUUACAGAACAUUCCACUACGGAACCGGAGAGAGAGCCAAUCACACCCGCCACCCCUACCAUUCACAUCACACCAUCGGACCCUUGGACUUCUUUUACGCGCUCGAAUGCUUGGGACGAAAUGCCCGAGAUCGAGCGUUACGUGGACAAGCUGCAGAAUAAGCACCGCCGUACAAGAAGUCUGAAGUCCCCUGGUACGAUUGAUCUACCGAGUCCCGGCGGUGCGGUGGACGAGCGUGACUGGCAGAGGCGGGGCUCGAAGCUGACUGACUUCCCGUCAGAAGUGGAACGGCCUAGUCUCCCGGUCACCCCGGCACCAAUCCGCCGGCCAAAGUUCUGGGGUGGUGGCGUCCCUGGUAUCGGCGACGGUGACGAAGAUCCUCUGCUGCCGGCCGCGGAGGGCGUGCCUGGCCAGAGCGAAUGGGAUCCUGUGGCUCAGCUUCAGAAACUGGCUAAGCAGCAGUCUGAGGCCGUUUUGCAGAAACUGGGUGGUGCUUCACACGACAGCGGCACUUUGCCGCCGCGCCCCGUGCCUUUCGGCUCAGAAGAGCUGACGUCUCCGACGUAUAAAGCGCAAUCCGCCAAGGUUCUGAGCCCGCAACCGGUGAAAGGGAGCGCGAACUCUAGCCUUGUACGUGAUAUUGCUUCCAACGAGGAGAAAGCGCCUGAGAGGUCGAAGCAACCAGACACUGGCGCUGGGCCAAUCUCAGUCUCACAACCGAGCUACAGCGGACCCGGGGCUGCAUUCGAAAAAGGCGAGGAUAUCCCGCAACGCGAGACCCCGCUGCUGCCAACUGAGGAGGAGCGAGAUAUCCUGGAAACGUGA
Molecule: messenger RNA, 2355 nt
Organism: Neoarthrinium moseri
Lineage: Eukaryota; Fungi; Ascomycota; Sordariomycetes; Amphisphaeriales; Apiosporaceae
Exons: 7
Coding region: 1-2355 (784 amino acids)
Cellular component (GO): cytoplasm
Molecular function (GO): glycosyltransferase activity
Source: RefSeq, a predicted model, not a curated record